AUGAAAUUUAUAAAAGAGAUACUACUAUUUUUGGUGGUAAUAUUUGUUACCAAAAGUUUUUGUAAUGAUGACACAGUAGGAAGUCAAUUUGUAACAUCAUUUCUUUAUAAAAAUCCAUCAAAUUCCAGUAAAAUACAUUUGUCAUUGUAUUUCUUACCUAAAAAUCCUGGUAACACUACCGUUUUGAUUUCUUAUUAUUCAUUGUUGAAGAAAAAUUUAACAACUCUUAAUAUAACUGCUACUUAUAAUGAACAUAAUCAACUAACUUUUGACUAUGCUGACGUCAUAAGUGAUGGUCACAUUGCUUCAGGAAAUGUUUUAAAUGUAACAGAUCCAAGAAUAUAUAUUAUUUCACUUUCUCCAAUUAAAGUUUUGGGUCGUGUUUUAAAUUUACAAAAUGAUCAAGGAGAUUUGUAUCUUGUACCACCACUUUCUUUUGCUGGAACAAAAUAUCUUUUCCAAUUACCACCAUCUGUAGUAUUUACUAAUCAAUUAGUUCACAUAUUAGCUUAUCCUGGUAAAGAUGCUAACGUUCAAGUAAUCAAAACAUCUAGCAAUGGUACUGUUCUUUUAAAUCAAACAGUUACUAUUACUGGAACACUUGGAACUAAUCAAAAAAUUAUACCAAUUACAUUUAAUAAAGAAUCUCCAUCAAUAUAUAUUAGUUCCGAUUCAAGUAUUGUUGUUGUUGCUGCUGUUACAUGUGCUAAUUUAAAUGCUUACAGUCUUGGUAAUACCACAUCAAAUAUGAAUUGUGAUUAUGCUGCUUUUAUGCCACAACCAAUAGGAACAUGGGAUUGUUCCUCAAGUUUAGUACCAGAUGAUAAAAGAGUCAUCUCUGGAGAUCAUACAGUUACUAUUGGUGUAUCUCCUGCUGACACAACAUGUGGUCAAAAAUUCCCUGUUUUAAGUUACACAAACUUGAAUUCAAUUAUUGGUAUACCAAAUAAUCUUCAAACAAAACAAGUAUCUACAUUUACAGUACUUCAUUCAUUGGUUAAUGAAUAUGCAACAGAUUCAAAGAAAGCUAGUAUUGCAUUGACACGUGUUGGUUCACCACACGCAAAUAGAAAUAGUACUUUAGAUGGUAUUUAUAUGCAUCAUAUUCCAGAUGUUACACAAUAUUACAAUGGAACUACUCAAUUUAUUACUUUUACAAAUGGAGAUUACAUUGAAGUGUAUGUUGAAAAUUUACAAUCUAAUGAUGUUAUGACAUUAAAUGGUAUUAAUCUUAUAAAAGAAAUGGUAGUUUCACAGACAAUAUAUUCUUUUGGUAAUACUUAUUCUGUAUAUAAACUUAAUGCAAAUAGACUUGGAGUUCAUACUUUUUCAUGUACAGCUAAAUAUGUUGCUUAUGUUAUUAGUAAGAUAAGUAAAAACAAAGCUGCUUAUGGUUAUGUUGCUGGUUUUGGAACUUCACAACUUACUUCAACUAUGGUAUCUGGUUCAACAAUGAAACCUAUUGUCAUGUCAUCUCAGUCUCCAACAAGUGUCAUUAUUAGUAAAACAACUCAACAAAUAGAUUUAUCAACAAAAAGUUCAUCACAAGUUAUUACAUCAUCUUUACUCCUAGCUUUCACCUUAAUGACAUAUUUUUUAUUCAUUUCUAAAUAA
Messenger RNA from Strongyloides ratti, 1614 nucleotides. RefSeq lists its product as hypothetical. The transcript has 2 exons. The record is from RefSeq and is a predicted model, not a curated record. Bases 1 to 1614 code for a protein of 537 amino acids. Lineage: Eukaryota; Metazoa; Nematoda; Chromadorea; Rhabditida; Strongyloididae.